CCUGGUGACCCGAUGCCCGCUGUCCACCAAAUGACCUGAUGCCGGACGAUCCAAUGUCUGACCCAGUGCCAGCGGUCAUGCCAGUUGACUCGGAGCCCACUGUCGUGCCAGAUGACUCGGCGCCCGCCGCUCUGCCUGAGGGCCCGAGACCUGUCGCUCCACCUGGGGGUCCGGCGCGCCCGUCUGCUCCGCCUGGGGGCCGAGACCUGUCGCUCCACUGGGGGCCCGAGACCUGUCGGCCCGAGCCUGACCCCGAGACCUGUCGCUCCACCUGGGGGUCCGGCGCCCGCCGCUCCGCCUGAGGGCCCGAGAC
This is a messenger RNA of Staurois parvus, 313 nucleotides long. The record is from the annotation of a GenBank genome assembly. NCBI's taxonomy places the organism in Eukaryota, Metazoa, Chordata, Amphibia, Anura, Ranidae.